Pyrus x bretschneideri (Chinese white pear) is the source of this 1847-nucleotide messenger RNA. RefSeq names its product protein trichome birefringence-like 11. The record is from RefSeq and is a predicted model, not a curated record. Bases 19 to 1299 code for a protein of 426 amino acids. Gene Ontology annotation, cellular component: Golgi apparatus. NCBI's taxonomy places the organism in Eukaryota, Viridiplantae, Streptophyta, Magnoliopsida, Rosales, Rosaceae. Gene Ontology annotation, molecular function: O-acetyltransferase activity. The transcript has 4 exons.
GCUUCAUUCUUCACACAAAUGGCGAAUAACAAUCCCGCGUCUCCACACCAAACAGAGGAAAGCACAAUGACCCACUUGGAGUUCUUCAAGAAACUCAAACGCUCCAACCCUCUUGAACCUUCUCUGGGGAUUCUUGGGUUCUUCUUGGUCGUUUUUCUCUUCGUUAGCUGCUUCUCCUACUUGGAUCACCGUACAGUUUACAGUCGGAUUCUGGGGUUGCCGUCAAAGGGGAAUGGACUGCUGGGAUUUCUUGAGGAAGGCGGUAACGGCUGUGACGUGUUUGAUGGGAAUUGGGUUUGGGAUGAGAGCUAUCCGUUGUACGAGUCUCAGAAUUGUAGCCUUUUAGAUGAAGGGUUUAGAUGUUCUGAGAAUGGCCGGCCUGAUAAUUUCUACACCAAGUGGCGUUGGCAGCCCAAAGGUUGCACCUUGCCCAGAUUCGAUGCAGGGAAGAUGUUGGAGAAGCUUCGGAACCGGCGUGUUGUAUUUGUUGGUGAUUCAAUUGGAAGGAACCAAUGGGAGUCUCUUCUCUGUAUGCUCUCCUCUGCGGUUCCUAACAAGACUUCAAUCUAUGAGGUGAAUGGGUUCUUGAUAUUCAAGUUUGAGGACUUCAACUGCACUGUGGAAUACUACAGAGCACCAUUUCUAGUCUUUCAGGGCCACCCUCCUGCUGGCGCUCCAGAAAACGUGAAGAUAACCUUAAGGGUGGAUCAACUGGAAAGGACUUCCAGGCAGUGGAGAGAUGCAGAUGUGCUGAUUCUCAAUGCGGGGCAUUGGUGGAGUUAUGAGAAGACCAUACGAGAUGGUUGCUACUUCCAAGAAGGAGAGGAGGUGAAGAUGAAUAUGACUGUCGAAACAGCAUUUCGUAGAUCGUUAGAUACUGUGAUGGAUUGGAUUGGCAAUGAAGUGAACAUGAGCAAGUCUUAUGUUCUCUUUCGAACUUAUGCUCCCGUGCAUUUCAGUGGCGGUGAUUGGAAUACGGGUGGUGGUUGUCAGUUGGACAACCUACCUGGAUUAAGUUUGUUAUCCAAUUCAUCCGAAAGUGUUUACAAGACUAUCUUUGAUCUCAUAUCAGAGCGUUCAAAUGAGUCACAUGUUAGGAAACUGGAUUUGCUCAAUGUGACGAACAUGUCUCUGUGGAGAAAAGAUGGUCAUGCCUCUCUAUACUAUCAAGGGCCUGAGACUGGACCAGCCUCCGUCCACCUUCAAGACUGCAGCCACUGGUGCCUCCCAGGUGUGCCUGAUUCAUGGAACGAGCUUCUGUAUGCACUCUUCCUUAAACGGGAAUCCAUUCGCGCAUGAAACUCAACAAAAUCUUUGUAGUUUACGUUGUGAAUAGUUAUUAAAAACUUCCUGGAAAAAACCGGAACAUUUUGUUGGCCACAAUCACCGGAAGAUGUCUGGCAUGUAAAGGUAAGAGUUGGGUGGUACUGUUAGCAUCUUCAUUUUUCUCGAGCAUUAGAUGGGUUUUGCUUAACGAGCGGAAAAUUAGAACGAGAGAUUACUGGAGGUUUGCUAUGCUAACAUGUAAAGCUGGGAUUCAUUGGUUGGUGAGAAUUCAAGUCAUUUUGGAGGCUUUUGUUGGAUAAUUUUUUGCAGUAGAUUCGUCAUCUCUGGACCCGAAGUACGGAAGUUGGUUUAGGGAGCAUGCUAAACUUCAAGGAUGCAAGUAGAAAGAGAUGAUGAGGCAAGCUUGAUACUGGUUAUACAUGUACACAUGGUUUUACUUAUAUUCACAGAAUGUAAUUACACAAGUUUUUAUUGCCCUGGAUAUUACAGGGGUUUCGUUGCAUCUAAAGUCAAUGAAAGAGAUUUUACUUCGACUCUAGCGUUAAUUUGAGUCGUGUUCA